UGUUAAAGUACAAAAGUCAAUGGCGAAGCGGCGAAACGCACAGUCACGAGUUGCAAGCACACGAAUACGGUCGGAAAAUUCUAAAAUAUCAAAAAGCAGCAGAAAGAAAAGUGCCACAACAAAACUAAAGAAUAUAGUGGAGGCAGUGAGAAACAAUUUGUAUUCAAUAAAAAAGUAUUCAAUUGAAAUGAAAGUGUGCAGGAGUGAGUUUUUUACACCGCGAGUGGUCAAUGCAUUCGGUGAGCAUUAUGGGGUGAAUUGGCCGGAUGCAGUAGUGCGUGACGAAGCUUAAUUAAAGUGACGCUAGCCAGUGCAGACGAAAUAAGUACUACCGCUCGCUAUGUGUUUUUCUUUUUUUUUCGACUAAAAGACUAAAGCAAAAGUCCAAGGAAAUUAUUAAGUGCACUCGAGGACGUUGAAGAAUAUAUUUAUUUGCUUAAUCUGAAAUUAAAGUGGCAGAGCAAAGCAAAUUUAUCGCAGCAAAAGUGUGACGCAUGUCUAAGUUGCGACAGUGAAGAGCGAGUUUAGAUCAAAAUAGCCACGGAUAGAACUUUUAUGGCUCAAUAAAGGUCACCUAAAAUACGCUUUCUAGCAGAGCUCUACAUUUUUUUGUCUGUGUUUGUAUAAUAUGUUCUUUCGCCGCAUGUUUGCGCGCAAGGACAGCAGUGCCAGCGGCGACAAUGCUCCGUACAAUUAUCAUAAUGAGGAUGUCAACGCUAACGACAACCACGACGACGAACGCGAUGAAGUUGGUGCUUUAGGAGGUGGCGCAACAGCGCGCGGCAAGCGCCACAGUAACAACAACGGCAAUGUGAACGGUACACUUAGCAAUGGAACCAGCAGCAGCAGCAAAUAUGAGUUCCAACGCCGACGUACUUACGGCUCUGCGGCAGCGGCGUCUUCAAGCGCGGCAGCUGCCUCCAAGCACUGUCACUCCGCAAGCACGCUACACCGCGCUGCAACUUCCGCACCGGCUACGGUCCAGCUGACGCCACUAUGGGAACACAUACUCCGCACGCGUACCUUUCCCGACAAUGUUUAUCCGGGUAAAAUAUUUGGUGAAUUUCUCGAACGUCUACGCGAUCCCGAAUGGCAAGUGCGUCAGCAUGCGCUACGCGUUUUUGUCGAUGUAUUGGUGGUAAUGCGCGCCGAGGCGGACGCGUAUAUGGAUGCGCUGAUAGCGCCAUUGAUAGAGAAUUUAGGUCAUCAGGCGCCUACCGUGAGGAAAGGCGCGCUUGACUGUAUGCGCGUAUAUCUCGCCGAGACGGCAAUGCCCGAAACAAUAUUGCUGCAGAUACUCGAUAUCGGGCUGAAUCAGAAGAUAACCAACGAACCAUUUGGAGGACGCUUAACAUGCGGUGUUAUGUUAUCCUUACCAGCGCUGGUUCAUUCGACGUUGAACACUAGCAAGCGGCAUUACACACUGCGCACUGCCAUAGAUAUGCUAGUGCAGAAGAUGGGACAGGUGACGCAUCAGGAGAUCACGCUGAAAGUUCUUUCGAAAUUACGUGACUUAGUGGGUGAAGAUGACUUUCGGGAUUAUAUGACGACGAGCGCGUAUCGCGAAUUCGACUUGUUGUGUAAUGUUUACAGCGUAGAUGACAAAGCAAAUUGUAGUGCGAGCGGACAUGGUGGUGGUCAUGAUAGGAGCGUAAAUACCAACAGAGGUGCUGGUACUUGGCAUAUGUUAACAAAGCAGCCCCUGGUAAGCUGCUGGCGCUCAUCGGAUGAGGAGCAAAUGCUCGAGGAGGCGGCUAAAGCGCGAGUUAUUAUGGAAACUGAAAUAAAAAUCAAUGAUGAUACGUUAACGAUGCGCAUUCUCGAGGCAAAGGACGAUGAUUUCGACACCGAAGUCGAUACAGACUCGAGUCCGCGUAAAUCUGUGGACACAUACCCGAAUAGUUUGGAGGAUGAUGUCGUCUGCGGUCGCCUACCAAGCGCAACACGCGAUUCUGAGCAUGAGUUAAGCGCGGUGGUGCGUUUACUAAGCGAUUCCGAGUUCGAUAUGGAGGAUGACUGCAAUGCAGUGGAGCAAAAAUCAAACCUGCGGGACCGUCAAGAAUAUUACAGCGUUGUAACGCCAUCGACGCCUUCGCGCACACCGAAACGUGUAACAUUCGGUGGCGAAGUGGUGAAGAUGCGUACGCCGGACAGCGACGCUAACACAUCAAAUAAUCGAAGCAAUAACGGGGCUGUAGCUGAGCAUCAGCACACACUCUCUGCCAUGCCAACUGGGAAUCAAAAUACCAUUGCGGCUGGGGGCGGCAGCGGCGGAGGUGUUGACGGCAAUAGUGAUAGCGCUGAGCCUUUGCAGCGCACUAUUACAACAACAACCACCACAACAACCGAGAUAACAAUUAUAAGCACGCCAUCCACGUCCGCCACUAGCAGUCCACUGCCCGAGGAGACAAACCACAGCAAGACUAUGGCAUUGAGCGUGGAAAUAAUAGAUGACAACACUAAGCCUUUGCCAGUGUCAUCGCCGGAGACAGAGCGCUUACCAGUGGCGCGUCCAAGAACAGCACAAUCUCCAGGGCGUGCGCAAAUGUCAAGCAUUGCCAACGAUGGUGGCGGCGCUGCCUCCACAGCAGACGACACAAGCCCUUUGAGCUCGUCUGCGAAUACAAACGAUUCUCAUUCGCCACCCAAGCGACGAGACUCCGUGACUAGCGCCGGCACAGUCGCCAACUUAUCACCAUUCUCACCUUCGUACAAGCGACACAGUAUCAGUCCCGUAGAUAGCAUUAUUAGUCCUAAGACGCCUCACAAACCCAUUGAGGUGAUGCACAACUUACAGCGUGAUCCCUCGCCAGUGCGUUCUCGCAGCGCACGACGCGCUGAGGUGGUAAGAGAGGCAGCGCAACCUAGUGCAGGCGAGAAAAUUGACACCUUAUUGACGACACACUCCACACAGACAACACAUAUGCCACGCACACAGACGCCCUCACCGCUGUCACCCAAAACGUGGGAGGUAUUGGAUAUUGUCGAUUAUGAUACGUUACUGGAUUUGCGUUCAGGGGACUGGUAUCACCGCCUGCAGGGCGUUGCCCAACUCGAGGAAGCUUUGCGUAACACCGAUACACUAGCACAAGUUCAACCGUGUCUGGAUAGUUUGCUUCGUACUUUACUCUUCUCUGAACGUAAUCCAGACGUGGCAGAGGCAAAGCAACAACUGCUAAUCAAUCUCAUAACGCGUUUGCCACUCGAUAACUUGGAGGAUCGUACAACACAAAUAAUGACCGGGCUGUGUCGCCAAGGUGGGGCUGGAGCGAAUCCCGUAUGCAAAGCAUUGAUGCAUCGACUGCCGGCGGCGGCAAUUGUACUCAAAUUAUUGUCGCAAGAAUUUUUACAUGCAAAGAGCUCAAGGUUCCGUGAACACGCGCUCAAAAUGGUUAUGUACUCGCUGAUGACCUUUCCUAGCACUUGCUUUGACAUGACCACCUGCGUUACCCAUGCCACAUAUACCGCCCUAAAUCGCAAGCGUCGCGUGCGUCAAGCCGCUUUAGAUGUGCUCGCUAUUUUAGGACAAAUAACCAAUACACGCGCUGUACUGGAUGUGGUACAAGGUUUGGCUGCCGCACGAGAAGAUGGCCCAGCAUUGCUUUCCGCGGUGCGUACGCGACUUUCACGCAAGCAAAUGCCCCUCGUCGCUGCUGAUGGACAGGUACAGUACGCGCUGCGUGUGCCAUCGCCACAUUCGGCGGAAGCAACGGACGCAGUCAACGGACAAAUGGGCGCUGAUAUUGAAUGGAUUGUGGCGGGUGUAGGUUCAGUUUCGCCGAGCUCUUUAAAGCGUCGCAACUCGCGACGCAGCUUUCGUUGUUUGCCCGCGCAUAAUUCAUCGGAUGUCGAUAGUAUAGCCAUGGGAACGCCGUGCGGAAAUUUUCGAACGACGGAAGGUAGUGGCACGCGAAGGCAUGCGUUUCAAUCACCACCAGACGUUUAUGAAAAUUUUAAGGAAAGCGCGGCGAGCAGUAAUAACGAUUUGCAUUCACACAAUUUCCAUCAUAUUGUUGGCAGCAAUGUACCGUUGUACUACGGGCAUGCGACAAAGAAGUCAACAAAUGCCGACUAUGGCAACUACUUGAGCCGACGACUCGUUGCUAAAUCCUGCUCGGACUCCUCCAUGGAAGGCAGGAGCUCUGAUAGCACCUACACAAGCAGCAGUGGCGGUGGUGGUAGUGGAGGCAGGGGUGGUGGCUGCGGCGGCGCCGAUGGCGGCAAGUCUGCGUCCAAGGGUAGCGGUGUUGGUGGUGCAGCAGCGGCCAAUGACAGCAACUGCGCGGGAAUUAGCGGCCGCUUUACACGUCAAGCAGUAAAUUCACGUUUCCCAGCCAUGGAUCGUAUGGCAAUGAAUACCAACUAUAUGCGCGUUCAUAAGCCAACCGCCUACAAUCAAGCAGGCAUGGGCGCCUAUGCGCAGCUACAACAACAACAAAUGAAUAUGAGUUCAACGUAUCCGAAAAUUAACUAUGGUCUGCCCGCACAACACCAGCAGCAGCAGCAACAACAGCAACACCAACAACAACAACGUAGAAGAGCGCAACAGCAACAGCAACAAAGGCAAUCACAGCAGUCAUCGUUGGUGCAACCAGUUGUGAUAGGAACACGCUCCAUGCAACGUUCGAGUGGCUUUGGUGGUGGCGCCUUUGCUCCAGACAAUUUCCGUUCCGCCGAAAAUUCUCCAAAGGAGCAUAACAGUAAUAGUAGCAGUAAUACAGCGCUGCCUAACAGCAACAACAAAGUGAAUAACAAUUUGGAUGGCACCUAUACGAUUUAUACGAACAGAGAUAAUGAUACACACACGCCUGCUGCACUGGCAGCUAGUAGAGGCAGCCAGCAGCAACAACAACAACACCAACACCAACAACAACAUGCCCCAAUAGCAGCAGCAGCAGCAACAAAUGGACGUCGCUUCGUUAAUGUCGAAAAUUUUGCAAAACAAAGGUAAGUUGGUUGGGCCUCAGAAAUGGAAGCGCCAAUUGCAAAAACUCAUUUGACAAUCUGUUAUGGCAAACAUACAUACAAUACAAAUAUAUGCACAUUAGACCGUACCGGAAAAAAAAUUUCGCUCUAAUCCCUUGACUCUAAUGUAAUUUUGCACGGCAAUUUAGAAAAAAAAAAGUUCGUGUUUUUUGUUCCCAAGGUUCAUUGACCUCAAUUACCCCGUUCCAGUACUUACACCCAAGGCCUCGGUUUUUAUUACCCCAACUUCCACCCCUUAGUAUCAAUAAAUUAAAACUCGCCAAAAAUCAUUAGGCGAAGGCGAUUUCUAUUUCUAUUUUGGUUUUUGGCUACCCCCUACGCCUUUUGCAAAUUUUCGUCAUAUCUUCGGCAUUUACAGUAGGUUCUUAAAGUACGAGAUAUCGAUGCUUUUGUCUCGAGGAUACAUUUUUUUUUUUAUGUGUAUACAUCUUUGGUUUCGGUAGGGGUAAAAUUUGCGAAGCUGUAACGCAUA
Molecule: messenger RNA, 5458 nt
Organism: Rhagoletis pomonella (apple maggot)
Lineage: Eukaryota; Metazoa; Arthropoda; Insecta; Diptera; Tephritidae
Exons: 8
Coding region: 629-4951 (1440 amino acids)
Biological process (GO): microtubule cytoskeleton organization
Cellular component (GO): cilium; cytoplasmic microtubule
Molecular function (GO): microtubule binding
Source: RefSeq, a predicted model, not a curated record